Molecule: messenger RNA, 7057 nt
Organism: Arvicola amphibius (Eurasian water vole)
Lineage: Eukaryota; Metazoa; Chordata; Mammalia; Rodentia; Cricetidae
Gene: Zc3h4
Product: zinc finger CCCH-type containing 4
Exons: 13
Coding region: 1264-4941 (1225 amino acids)
Biological process (GO): negative regulation of DNA-templated transcription
Cellular component (GO): nucleus
Molecular function (GO): RNA binding; metal ion binding
Source: RefSeq, a predicted model, not a curated record
GGAAACGUCCGGCUCCUGGGACCGGUCUCCGGCUUUCGGUUAAAUUUUUUUCCCUCCCAUUCUCCCACCUAAAACUUUUGACUCUUCCCGCCUUCCUUCAAACUAGCAAUUUUCGGUUCUUCUCGCUUGCUCUGGGGCGAGCUCCUGAAAGUCAUUUACUCUUUGAGUUAAUUAAUCGCCUUUCCAGCCCCACCCGUGCAGCUCAUUCGCUAAUUCCUAUUCGCUCAGCUCGAUUUAUUUCAGCUACUUCCGCCUCUUGCCGCGAUCCCUUCACUGACUUCGGCUCUUUCCGGAUUAUCUCAAAUCCUCGGGUUUCUCCAAUCCCGAAGCGCUUCGGCUAUUUCCGGCUCACGGUGCCUUCUCUAGUCCCACCCCCACGACCACCCUUGGUUCUUUAGGUGGGUCUCCGAUCCGCUUCACGUUCCUUCAGUGACCUAGAUCAUCCUUCGGCUCUUUCCGGCUUAUUUCAGCCUCUCGGGUUUUUUUUCAGCUGCAUUCGGCUCUUUCCGUCUCUCCACCGCCUCUCCCUUCCGCUUCGGUUCUUUCCGCCUUCUUUCGGGCGGGCUGUCUCUGCCCCUCUCCACGUGACGCUUCUUCGGCCUCUCAGUUACUCCCUCCCUCCACGCCCUUCCUCCAGCUUCAGCCUCUGUGCUCGUCCGGGCUGUGCCGCCAUUUUGUGUGAAUUCCUGACCGCGGCGGGGGCCCGGCAGCUGGGGCAUCUAGGGCGGGCAGACAGUCGGCCCAUCUCCGCAGCCCGUUCCUUCUUCUCCCUAAAUUUUUUUUUAACCAUCCCCUUGCUCGCUCUCCUCUCUACCCCUUCCCCUUCGCUUGCUCCGUUGCGCGCGACCCGCGCUAAUUACACCCAACCAUCCACCAGUGUCCGUGUCCCCCGGGUCUCCGGCCUCGGGGGCCCGUGUGUGUGUGUGUGUGUGUGUGUGUGUGUGUGCGUGUAUCGGAAGGGGACCUCUCGCCCCGAUGAGGGUCCCGUGCCCGUGAGCGAGUGAUCGCAGGGGCGGGCUGCGGAGAAAGGCGGCGGGUGGCCUCGCCGGGGCCUAGGCCGCGCGGCCUACGUAGAAGUUGGCUCAGAGGUGAUUCCGAAACCGAAAAAAACCUAUAUAUAUGUAUAUAUCUAUAGAAAGAGAUAGAUAGAUAGAUAUAUGCCCAAUUCCCAUCAGGAGCCUUGGAGAGCUGAAGUGUGCCCCUCCCGCCACGCCCAAGCAGUCCUUUUUCGUGCAUUAACAUCCCCUCCCCCUCAAAGGAACGAUGGAGGCCGCGCCCGGGACCCCCCCGCCGCCGCCAUCAGAGUCGCCGCCGCCGCCAUCGCCGCCGCCGCCAUCAACGCCUUCGCCUCCUCCGUGUUCCCCCGACGGCCGCGCGGCCACCCCGCACCUCCUCCACCACCGCCUCCCGCUCCCUGACGACAGGGAGGAUGGUGAGUUGGAAGAAGGUGAACUGGAAGAUGAUGGGGUUGAGGAGACCCAGGAUGCCCCUGGGGGACAAGAGAGGAGUCGGAAAGAAAAGGGGGAGAAGCACCACAGCGACUCAGAUGAGGAAAAGUCUCAUAGGAGACUGAAACGGAAGCGGAAGAAGGAACGGGAGAAGGAGAAGAGGAGGUCGAAGAAAAGGCGGAAAUCCAAGCACAAACGCCAUGCUUCUUCCAGUGAUGAUUUCUCGGACUUCUCAGAUGACUCAGAUUUCAGCCCCAGUGAGAAGGGUCACCGCAAAUACCGGGACUAUAGCCCACCAUAUGCACCGUCCCACCAGCAGUACUCCUCAUCACACAAUGCGCCCCUGCCCAAGAAGUCCUAUUCCAAGAUGGAUAGCAAGAGCUACAGCAUGUACGAGGACUACGAGAAUGAGCAGUAUGGGGAGUAUGAGGGGGAUGAAGAGGAGGAUAUGGGCAAAGAAGACUAUGAUGACUUCACUAAAGAGCUGAACCAGUACCGGCGUGCCAAGGAGGGCAGCAGCCGGGGCCGAGGUAGCCGAGGCCGGGGCAGGGGCUACAGGGGCCGUGGAAGCCGAGGAGGAUCUCGAGGCCGAGGAAUGGGCAGGGGCAGUCGAGGCCGGGGCAGAGGCUCUAUGGGAGAGCACCUGGAGGAUGAAGAGGACUUUUACGAGGAGGAGAUGGAAUAUGGAGAAAGUGAGGAGCCCAUGGGAGAUGAUGAUUACGAUGAGUACUCCAAGGAGCUGAACCAGUACCGAAGGUCCAAAGACAGCCGAGGCCGAGGCUUAAGUCGAGGCCGAGGCCGGGGUUCCCGAGGAGGUCGAGGGAAGGGGAUGGGCCGGGGCCGAGGUCGAGGCAGCAGAGGGGGAAUGAGCAAAGGCGGGAUGAAUGACGAUGAAGACUACUAUGAUGAUGACAUGGGCGAUGGUGGUGGUGUAAGCUACCGGCGAAGUGAUCAUGACAAGCCCCACCAGCAGUCUGACAAGAAAGGCAAAGUCAUCUGCAAGUACUUCGUGGAGGGGCGAUGCACUUGGGGAGACCACUGCAAUUUUAGCCAUGACAUCGAACUGCCAAAGAAGCGAGAGCUGUGCAAGUUUUACAUCACAGGGUUCUGUGCUCGGGCUGAGAACUGCCCCUACAUGCAUGGUGACUUUCCCUGUAAGUUAUACCACACCACUGGAAACUGCAUCAAUGGUGACGACUGCAUGUUCUCUCAUGACCCGCUGACUGAGGAGACACGAGAGCUUUUAGAUAAGAUGUUGGCUGAUGAUGCAGAAGCAGGUGCUGAGGAUGAGAAGGAGGUGGAAGAGCUGAAGAAGCAGGGCAUUAACCCCUUGCCCAAGCCACCUCCUGGCGUGGGGCUCCUGCCCACUCCUCCACGGCCCCCUGGGCCCCCAGCUCCCACCUCUCCUAAUGGCAGGCCCAUGCAGGGUGGCCCUCCUCCACCACCACCACCACCACCCCCACCUCCAGGGCCUCCUCAAAUGCCCCUGCCGGCACAUGAGCCACUGUCACCGCAGCAGCUACAGCAGGACAUGUACAACAAGAAGAUCCCCUCUUUGUUUGAGAUUGUGGUGCGGCCCACAGGGCAGCUAGCUGAGAAGCUGGGUGUGAGGUUCCCUGGACCUGGUGGACCCUCAGGGCCAAUGGGUCCUGGCCCCAACAUGGGACCCCCAGGGCCAAUGGGGGGUCCCAUGCAUCCUGACAUGCACCCUGACAUGCACCCAGACAUGCACCCAGAUAUGCACCCAGACAUGCACCCAGAUAUGCAUCCUGAUAUGCACCCUGACAUGCAUCCUGACAUGCAUCCUGACAUGCCAAUGGGUCCUGGCAUGAACCCUGGUCCUCCCAUGGGUCCUGGUGGCCCCCCGAUGAUGCCCUAUGGUCCUGGAGACUCCCCACACUCGGGAAUGAUGCCUCCCAUCCCACCAGCCCAGAACUUCUAUGAGAACUUCUACCCACAGCAAGAAGGCUUGGAAAUGGAGCCGGGGCUCGUUGGGGAUGCAGGUGACACCGGAAACUGGUACUCAAGUGACGAGGAUGAGGGGGGAAGCAGUGUCACAUCUAUCCUCAAGACCUUGAGGCAACAGACAUCAAGCCGACCCCAAGCUUCAGCUGUGGAACCGAGCAGCAGUGGGCUGGGGGAUCCCCGCUUGCAGAAGGGACACCCCACAGGAGGCCGGCUGGCUGACCCCAGACUCAGCCGUGACCCCAGACUCAGCCGCCAUGCAGAGACUUCAGGAGGGACCGGCCCAGGGGACUCAGGGCCCUCUGACCCUCGGUUGGCUCGUGCCCUGCCCACCUCCAAGACUGAAGGCAGCCUUCAUUCCAGCCCUGCGGGCCCCAGCAGUUCAAAAGGACAGAGCACUGCAGAAGAAGAGGAAGGGGAGCGGGCCUUGCGUGAGAAGGCAGUGAACAUUCCCCUGGACCCCCUGCCUGGGCACCCACUGCGGGACCCUCGCUCUCAGCUGCAGCAGUUCAGCCACAUUAAGAAAGAUGUGACCCUGAGCAAGCCAAGCUUUGCCCGCACUGUGCUCUGGAACCCUGAGGACCUGAUCCCCCUGCCCAUCCCCAAGCAGGACGUGCCCCCGGUGCCUGCUGCCCUGCAGUCCCUGCCUGCCCUGGAUCCCAGACUGCACCGCUCCACACCCCCUGGGCCUCCCAACACCCGGCAGCGUCCAGGCUCCACAGAUCCCAGCACAUCUGGCUCUAACCUACCUGACUUUGAACUUCUAUCUCGAAUCCUCAAGACUGUCAACGUCAACACCCCUGGCCAGAGUGACAAACCCAGCGACCCCAGGGUGCGGAAGACCCCUACUGACCCCAGAUUACAGAAGUCAGCAGAUCCUGCGUCAACAUCCCGUGCAACCAAGCCCUGUUCCACCGAAGCAUCACCUCCUGCUGCCAGCCCAAGUGGAGACUCAUCCCCACCAGCCACGGCUCCAUAUGAUCCCCGAGUGCUAGCCGCUGGUGGCCUGGGCCAGGGCAGCAGCAGUGGGCAGAGCAGUGUGCUGAGUGGCAUCAGCUUGUAUGACCCAAGGACUCCCAAUGCAGGUGGCAAAGCUGCAGAGCCAGCCUCUGACACGAGUGCUCAGCCCAAGGGUCCUGAGGGCAAUGGCAAGAGCUCAGCCUCCAAGGCAAAAGAGCCCCCGUUUGUCCGCAAGUCUGCCCUGGAGCAGCCAGAGACAGGAAAGGUCAGCGCAGAUGGGGCCACAGCCACAGACAGAUACAAUAGCUACAACCGGCCCCGGCCCAAGGCCACUGCAGCACCCACUGCUGCCUCAUCCACACCGCCCCCUGAGGGGGCCACACCCCAACCUGGAGUGCACAACCUGCCAGUGCCCACCCUCUUUGGGACUGUGAAGCCUGCCCCCAAAACAGGCCCAGGAAGCCCCUUUGCUGGCAACAGCCCUGCUCGUGAGGGUGAGCAGGAUGCAGGGUCCCUGAAGGACGUUUUUAAAGGCUUUGACCCUACAGCCUCCCCCUUCUGCCAGUAGUAUCUGUUGGGGCCAGUGCUCCCUCCACUCCACCACCCUUCCAGGGUGACAUUUAAGGGCAGCAACCAGAGUUACAGGUGGGGGACAGGCAGGGUGUUCUUUCUUAACAUUUUUCUUCCCUUUCUUCCUUUUUAAGUAGUACUUUCUUUGAGUCAUAAAUUGUAUCUAACCGUCUUGGGUUCUGGUCAGUGCUACAGGCUCCUGGGCUCGCUGUGCCUAGUGAGCAACUUGUGCCCUGCUUUGGACAGUGGCAAGUACCCAGCCUGGGGCUUUCCUGGAACUAAGGGAAGCCUAAGUGUCUGGGAAGGCACUGAAAGCCACUCACCCCAUGCUUCUGGGAGAUAGACUAAAGCACAUUUGGUGGAAGCCGGUGCAGGAGUUUCUAAAGCCACAGGGUGAGCUGGCCUCUCUUCAGCAUGCAACCUGUGACAGCCUGCUUCGGGACAGAGUAACAGAGAAGUGAGAAAAUGUCCAGAGGAGAAAAAGGUCCUGGUCCCAGUCCUAACCUACUCGGGCCUGUGCAUCCCAAAUCCUCCGUCCAGGGUUUGUCCUGAAAGUGACACCCUCUAGCCCUCCAGGAGACUCUGGGUGAGACAGACCUGCAGCCUGUAGGCCUGAGAGGGGUGGGGCAGCCCCUCAAAGCCUUCUCCCUCAGUAUUACCUGUCCAGUGCCACUGGCCUGACCCUCGAGACAGCUCAAGGAUCCGUGAUGUCGCUACCUGCCAGACUCCCGAGGAAGGAGGCUAAGGGUGGCCCUGGCAGAGUGUGUCUGCUAGCUGCUUACAUGCGCCUUAGCCGUGUUCCCUGUAGAGUACCAGAAAGUGUUUGCUUUUCCCUCUCAAGCCGACCGAAGCAGGGCAUCAGCUGUCUGUUGCGGUGUUGGAUUAAUGGGUUCUUUCCAAAAGGGGGCCUGAAGAAACAGUAGAGUCUGGGGCCAAAGUGGUGUGUUGGUCCUUUCUAGGAAAGGAAACUUGGGGUGGGGAGGCCUAAGGCAUCUGCCAGAUCCCAGUCAGCGGAGGCAUUGCCACAGCCUCCCCUACUGGUACCCUUAGGUCUGGCCUUAUCCAGAGCCCCAGGGGAGACUUCCUGUGACCAAGUCCCCAAGAUUGGAUGGGGAACUGGGUAAGACCUGCUGCAGGCCUUUCUACCUCUGGGUCACUCGCCAAGCCCUAGAGGUCUGCUUUCUUGUAGCCUGCCUUUUCUAUAUUGGGUCUCUUGGCUCAGCUGCUUCCUUUUGGUGGCAAGGAAACCUGACACACAGCUAGUGGGUCCCCUCUGCCUCAGGGGGAGACAGGCUCCCACAUCCCCAUCCGCUCCUCCCCCAAUGCCCUCCACGUCCCAAAGAGAAAUCCCUUCUAAACAAUUCGGGGCCUGAAGCUGGGGUGGGAGGGGCUUGUGCCCACAGGCUAACCCCCUGUGGGGUCAGUGCACCAAGAUCAGGUUGGUUUUGUUUGCCUUUGUGUUUUUUAUUUUGUUUUGUUUUCUUAAAACAAUCAUCAAUGAGAUUUGUCUUUGGACUCCAGCCUUGGCCUCCAAGACUGGGGCCAUGGUAAGUGUCGGAUAGGAAGAGUAGUGUGGCAGUGUUCUGGUCCCCCUCACCCCUUUGAAAGUUCUUUUGUUAACAGCCAGGCUUGGUCGUGCCUACCUGUCAUCCCAGCACUCAGGAGGCAGAGGCAGAAGGAUCACGAGUUCAAAGCCAGGCUGGUCUGCAUUAGAAAAAUAAAAUUUUUCUUUUGUUAAAGGAAAAUUAAAUGAAUUUUUAAAUCUGAAAUCUGUGGGUGAGAGGACCUAUUCCUCCUCUUGGAAUAGUCAGCCGAAGACCCUCCUGGGACAAGGAACUCCGCCUGAAUCCCCACUCGCCAGCGGGCCACACUUUUAAAGAAAAAUUGUUCUCUAACCAGGAUUGUAAAAAAAGUGUAAAUAGCAUUUCUGAGUUGAAAGUCGAUGGUGCAAAUAUGUAUAUAACGUACUGUAUUUUUACAAUGAUCGUCGCAUGGCUCUCCCGCCCCCUUUUGUACUCAGUAUCUGUCUUCCAGAAACCUCACCUGCCUUCUCUCAUGUGGUCUCUUAAUUCAGUAAUUGUAUUACUGCCAUUAAAGGAUGCAGUUAUUUUAAA